AUGGGUUGCGGAAGCAAUAAAGGUCCAGUUGUUGCAGACGACAAACUUAUUAAAUUAAAAACAUUUAAGCCAAGCCCAGCAGUAAAACUUCCUCCUGAAGCUGCUGAAGGGUUUAUUAAAGUUUUGAAAUCAAAAAGCAGCAAUAUAUCAAAAUUUUCAAGUCUCUCAAAAAACACAAGCAGUUUCUUUACUGCGCAACCACCAGAUGAACCAUUGACACAAUUAAAUUCUGAUAAAGGAGAUCAUAAUAAUCCAAUUGAAAAUAACUUAAUAGAAGAAAUAUCAAACAUCCCACUUAAGCACUUGGAGCCAGAAAUAUUCGAAAUACACGAAAUUGAAGCAAUGACAAAUGAAACACCUGAAACCGCUAAGCAGGAUUUAAUUUCUAACGAAAAUUUUGUUUCUGUUGAAGACAAAAUAGAAACCGGCAAUCAUCAAGUUAUUGAUAUGAUAGAUCUUGAAUCUCAGAAAGAAAAUGAAAAGAAAUUAAUAAGUGAAGAUGUUGAUAUGAUAGAUCUUGAAGCUCAGAAAGAAAAUGAAAAGAAAUUAAUAAGUGAAGAAGAAAAAUCUGCACCUAGGGAAGAGCAAGAUCUUGAGAUGCUUAAAAGUCAAAAAUAUAAAAUUAAGAUUAAAGGGAUUAAAGUCUUCCAGACUUGAUACUUCCACACGCUUGUGAUAACCUAAACUUGAUUGCCGGAGGAAUUCAGUCGCCUGAGCCCUGUUUCAACAGCGGUCUAUUCCGACCUGGGAUUUGCAUCAAUAUCCCUGAAUCUCGACUGGUAAGAAAGAUUCCUCUUGCUUCGCAUCAUUUGGGUCCUAUGGAGGCAAAGAUCAGCCUGAUGCCUCCUGUCGGUCACCUUUGAGCGGAGGUGACACCCAGAAAAAAGAGCCACAGCCCUCCGGAGCCGGCAGGGAAAGAGCCUGUAGUCUAAAAACCAUCUGAAUACUUAAUAAUUGGACUUGAAUUGCCACCAGCUGACUUCCAAGAUUUACCAGCCCUAUGCGGUUGCUCUCAGCAAACUAAGGUUUAGGAUUAAAUGGCCUGAACUUGGUUUAGGCUAUAAACACAAUUUUGGCGCCUAAAGAGGUACGUCGUCAUCAAGGACAUAUUUUCGUCCACUACCAUACUAGCUAUAGUCAAAAAGAGGAAAUUGAAAAGAAAGCUGCAGAGGAUGCUGAAAAGCUCGAAUAUGAAAAGAAAUUAGCUGAAGAAGAAGAUCUUGAGCUACAGAAAAUUCUUAUGAGUUCAAUGAUUAAUGAAGCCCAAGAAAUAACUGAAAAAUACACUUAG
Molecule: messenger RNA, 1291 nt
Organism: Blepharisma stoltei
Lineage: Eukaryota; Ciliophora; Heterotrichea; Heterotrichida; Blepharismidae
Source: the annotation of a GenBank genome assembly